Molecule: messenger RNA, 1623 nt
Organism: Gigantopelta aegis
Lineage: Eukaryota; Metazoa; Mollusca; Gastropoda; Neomphalida; Peltospiridae
Product: von Willebrand factor-like
Exons: 11
Coding region: 1-1623 (540 amino acids)
Cellular component (GO): extracellular matrix
Source: RefSeq, a predicted model, not a curated record
AUGGUGGGGAACUUCCAGCAAAAAGAGUUAGAUAUGAAGACUGAAGUCGAAGAAAGGAACAGUGACACUGACAAUGAGUGGAAAAUGGCUGGGCUGGAUUAUAUGUGGCAGCUCACCUACAACAAUGAUGAAGAGGAUAUGCGUGAAAAGAGACAAAAGUAUUUAGAUCUGGGAAAGUACGUGGAAAAAGAGACCAGUGAGUGCUGCGCAGGUUGGGAAGGACCUCAGUGCAUGACACCUAUCUGUCGUAACCCGUGUAAUCAUGGCACGUGCACGGACACCAACAAGUGCACGUGCGAGGAAGGAUGGGGCGGAGACGUCUGUGACGAACAGUCUGGAGAAACCUACUGCUACUCAUCUUUUGACUGUGAUGGACAGAAAACGGAGCCGCUAGCAACAGAUAAAGCAUCUUGUUGUUUGGUCAAUGGAAUGUCCUGGGGAAACCAGAUGGACCAAUCCUGCUCGACCUGUGAUGAAGGGAACUUUACAAUAGUGGACACAAGUGAAGUUAACAUCCUGACCUGCACGCACUCUGGAGAAACAAACUACCGGACAUUCGACGGUGUACGCUACAUCUAUAAAACAACAUGCAAGGUCACGCUGAUGAAGACAGACCGCAUGCAGAUCACAUCUAAGACCGACUGUGAUCCACUGGACACCUGCAAGUGUACUCAGGAAAUAGUUGUGCAAAUCUCCGAUGGUCAGACAUUCAGAGAUUACACGUAUGUUGACGGAAUAGUGAACAACAUUAUGCCCACUUCUACUGUUGUCAACAGAGAUGAUAUAAGUUUUUAUCGGAUGUCUGAGAGUGUGUAUAUCAGUACAUCGGUUGGCUUCAAGAUUCGGGUGGACAGUGAUGGAUUCGUGGCUAUAUCUGUGGAAAAGGAGGUUCUGAAUGGGUUGAUAAUAACCGGCAUGUGUGGCAAUGCCAAUCUGGAUAUACAAGGUAAGUCUUCAGUAGAAAAGAAAGUUCUGAAUGGGUUGAUAAUAACCGGCAUGUGUGGCAGUGCCAAUCUGGAUAUACACGAUGAGAAAAAACUAGCAACCAACCAAUAUGAAGCAAACAAAUAUGGUCAGAUAUACACAGACUCCACAAGUUGUGGAGCCAGUUUACCUGAGUGUGAACCUGCCCAAGCAGGUGAUGCUGCUAAUGCCUGCUCCCUGAUACGCUCACGGAUUUUCGAGUCCUGCCAUGAAGCCGUUCCAUACCAAACAUUUGAGGAGACAUGUCAGAAGGCGUAUUGUACGGCAACCCUGGCAAAGAAGGACGCAGCUCGAUGUGACGCAAUACAGAACUAUGCCACUGAGUGUUCUCUGCAGUAUGUCGUCAUCACCUGGAGAUCGUCAACCAUGUGUCCUAAGGAGUGCCCUCGGAAGAAUCAGUACUACACACAGUGUAUGACCGUGUGUGAGCGUAAGUGUGGACUCAGUCUGAACGUGGUGUUGCAGAAGGAGGAAUGCCUCAUGUGUCACCCUGGAUGCACGUGCGACAUCGGCUUCUUCGAGGAUCACUUCGGCAACUGUAUUGACUCCACUAACUGCACCUGCAAAGACAGAAACCAGAAAAUAAUCCCGCCUGGAGCAUCAAUCACCCUGGAAAAGCCUUGUCCACAGUCGUGGUAA